This is a messenger RNA of Batrachochytrium dendrobatidis JAM81, 1911 nucleotides long. RefSeq lists its product as uncharacterized. NCBI's taxonomy places the organism in Eukaryota, Fungi, Chytridiomycota, Chytridiomycetes, Rhizophydiales. The record is from RefSeq and is a predicted model, not a curated record. The transcript has 3 exons. The coding region runs from base 1 to 1911 and encodes 636 amino acids.
AUGACAGCCGACCCGCCACUGACUAAUAGAGAAGCACACAUUGCCAUACUUGUUGCACUAAUACAAACGCUUGGUGCACUAUCUUCUCUCGGAGCUCAUCUCUAUCAGCCAAAUGAACAGCGCUGGAUGGCUCUUUCAUUGUACGAUCAUGUACUUAAAAUUCACGAUACUAGUCAGUUGGACCAGCAGACAGAUUUGUUUGGAUCUGACUUAUUGGAACCUUAUCCUACGCCUGAUUCAGACACUACAACCAAGAUGAAGUUUAUUAUCAGUGUGAUGAAUUUGCUGGACUUUAACGAUGAUUUGCGUACUUGGAUUCUUUAUCAGUUUAUUGAAGCAGGCGAUGAUAUCGAGGAUCAUUUACCGCCUUCGCUUACUGUUCAUCGACUUGACCUUUCUCAAUCCAACUUUUUUCGAGUUAUAGCACAUGCAGCCUUUGCUCUCGGAGCAGCUCAAUCAAAACAAGGAAACUUUCGCCACAGUUACCAUAUGACCCUUUGUAGUAUUACAAUCUACAAUGUAGUUGGUCGAGCUAGUCCUAGAGGAAGUGUUGAAAAAAUUACCGACUUGUGUGCAAAUCUUGUCUUUUACAAGGAAAUUGUCGAAAUAGCCUCGUGUAUGGGCGAGAUUGAUCAUGCCUUGGAAUAUGCCACAAAAUUGGUAGCAUUGCAUGAGAUUGCAGUUGCCGAGUCGCUCGAGGAUUGUAGUAAUGAGUCUAUUUGCAAAGAAAUGGAUCCUUUGCUUGACCCACCUGAAACUACCGUCAAGAACAUACAUUCCAGAAAAACAUCAAUCGAUCUAUCGGCUCAUUUCGAUGCACAAGUUCUUUUGGCAGAUAUUGCAGUCAAAGCCGAACAUUAUUCAACUGCCGUGCGCUCAUAUACCCGUGCUUUACAGUUGUUAGAUCUUCAGGAUACGAUUGCAAAUGAAUACAAACUUCAACCGCUGUCUACUGAUAAUGUGAUUGAGAUUCAGCGUCGCAGACGAACCAAAAAAGAUUUAUGUCUCAAACUGGUAAGCGCAAACCAAGAGUGCAUGGGUGAUGCCCUUACCUCUCUUUUAUAUUGCCGAAUAGCUUGCGAGUUAAGUUCGGCCGAGACUGGAAGCGAUAGCGGUAUUUCAACAGAUGAAGCCGACGUGCAAUCAGUUUUUUUGGCAGGUGUACUUGCAUACAAAUACGCGCUUCAGCUUGCUGGCGGGAUCGAAUUUGCUUCUAGUCCACCCGUUGCUAUAGUGGUCACUUCUAGUGCCGAAAAAUCAGUUUCAAUUCGAUUGAUUCUUGAUGAAUCAAUUAAAUAUCUACAUGAUGCACUAUGCAAUGCUACUUUGGAGGUUUCAGACCCAAACUCCAAGAGAUCCAUUUCCCUUCAGCUUGCAAUACUAUAUACAGAUAUCCGAGAGGAAGAAAAGGCACAUGCGCUAUUAAAAAAGCAUGCUUUUACACAGGCAGCACUUUUAGAAAUUGAUACGCAUCGACAACGCUCCAACUCUGUUCACACUAGCGAAGGCUAUUCACCAUCGCUUAUUGCGCCAUUCAUAAAUGUUGUAUAUUCGCAUGAUGUAUUCAAGCGACUUUUGAGUCUUGCGCCUGCAUCCGAUUCUGUCAAUUCUGUGGAAAAAAGUCUUACAUUGUCUUCCAACAGACGAUCUAAAAUAUACGGUAGCUCUUAUGUUUCUACAAAGACAAUUUGUACACACUGCUGCAUGACAUUUUCCAGUGACGAUCCAAUCAAGUGUGAGGAUUGUGCUACCCAACAAGUCUAUGUAUAUUACUGCACAGAGGAAUGUCAAAUAGAAAAUCGAUCAAUGCACGAGCAGAGUUGUGUUAAUAGACAGAAUUCUAAUUCUUCCGAGUUUUCCUUGACUGGCAUGACAGAAACUUUCAGUACGCUUCUUAAUGGCGGUUUAUAA